Molecule: messenger RNA, 3790 nt
Organism: Cyprinodon variegatus (sheepshead minnow)
Lineage: Eukaryota; Metazoa; Chordata; Actinopteri; Cyprinodontiformes; Cyprinodontidae
Product: E3 ubiquitin-protein ligase RNF19A-like
Exons: 10
Coding region: 656-2599 (647 amino acids)
Biological process (GO): ubiquitin-dependent protein catabolic process; protein polyubiquitination; positive regulation of proteasomal ubiquitin-dependent protein catabolic process
Cellular component (GO): cytoplasm; ubiquitin ligase complex
Molecular function (GO): ubiquitin conjugating enzyme binding; zinc ion binding; ubiquitin protein ligase activity
Source: RefSeq, a predicted model, not a curated record
CGAAGUGAAAAAGAGUGUGGGAUACAGUGUGCUCUCUGAUGGGGGCUUGAGUGGGAUUUAUGAAUAGGGGAUCCUGGGAUUCUGCGUCACUUCUCUGGCCGCUGUCACCGCAGCUCUCUACCUGCUGACCAGCAUACCGCCCUCCCCUCUGCAGGAGCACCGCUGUUCAUCCCAUCAUCCGCUCUUUGUGCGGCAGUAAAGGAGGAGACGCUAUCUGUGCUACUGUUUGCUCCUGAAUGGGGAGGAGCCAGUUGUGGCUGCACUUCAAACGAGAAAGAGUCGGCGCUCAGGGAAAGGAAAAAGGACUGUUGAUUCUCCAAAGAGCCCUCAGCCCAAGAUGGUGAAUAUUUCUUCCAUGUGAACUCCGUUCGAGGAGGAAGCAGAGGAGGGAAACCGAACCACAUGACCAACCCUGCAAAACAGCACCAAAUUAGCAAUGUUUCCCUCAGGCAGGGAUUACCUCCUCUUCAGUGUCUCCAUCUCUCCCACUCUUUGUUGCUCAUAUAGCAAAAUAGCUGUCCAGUUCCAAGACUCUGAUCCGUGAGAGCUCUCCCUCUGCUAAUCCGCCCAACAAAGACUUGCUGCAGCUUUUACAUCCCGCUCAUGGUCAUUGGCCUGUUUUCCUCAGCUGCUGCUGCUCCUGCUCAAGGUCCAGAUGAUGAAGAGACCCAAGCAACAGACAGGGCCUUUCAGCUUCCUCAACUUCUUCAGCCGCAAGCCCAAAUCAGACCCAAAGCCAGAGAAGCCUGUGGAGUCCUGUCCGAAAGAAGAGGUGUCUAUAACUUUGACUCCGAGCGAGCAUCCAGAGCAGGACAUCAGCCAAACAGCAAUAGAUGAAGCACAAUCUGGAGCUUCUGGAGCAGAAGAAGCGAGUCUAGAUGCAGCAGCAGAGGCGGGAAAGACCAGCACCAUCAUAGAGGAGUGUGUGGGUGGGGCCAGCUGUGGGUCCACUGGCGUCCUUUCCCUCUCCUCCUCCAGCCAGGAGCAGCUGCUCCAUGAACACCUGGAGGAGUGUCCGUUGUGCCUGCUUAGCCAGCCCCGCAGCCACUUCCCACGCCUCAGCUCCUGUUCCCAUCGAGCAUGCUCCGAUUGCCUUCGCCAGUACCUGCGUAUUGAGAUAUCAGAGAGCAGGGUGAAUAUUGCGUGCCCGCAGUGCCCUGAGGCGCUGGCGCCGCUGGAUGUCCAUGCUAUUCUGGAUGACAGGGCACUGCUGGAGAGAUUUGAGGAAUUCCAGCUUAGGCGUUUUUUGGCUGCUGACCCAGAUACACGCUGGUGCCCAGCACCUGACUGCAGCUAUGCAGUCAUAGCCUAUGGCUGUGCAGAGUGUCCCAAACUGAGCUGUGGACGUGAGGGAUGUGACACAGAGUUCUGCUACCACUGUCGGCAGCUGUGGCACCCCAACCAGACGUGUGACCAGGCGCGCCGACAGCGUGCCCGCCAUGCUUCGGGUGGCAACGAUGCCUCAGCAAUGUAUGUCUUCAAUGAAGAACCUGGAGGAGAUGCAGAGGAAAUCAAAGCAUGUCCUCGCUGUGGUGCCUACAUUAUGAAGACUAAUGAUGGCAGCUGUAACCGCAUGAACUGCACUGUGUGUGCCUGUCAGUUCUGUUGGCUGUGUAUGCAGGAAAUAACCGAUGUACACUACCUCAGUCCCUCAGGAUGUACAUUUUGGGGGAAGAAGCCAUGGUCUCAAACUCGGAAAGUACUGUGGCAGGUGGGCAUGUUGCUUGGAGCACCUGUGAUCAUCUCCCUUAUUGCGGGCAUUGCCAUCCCCGUCAUCAUUGUGGGUAUACCAAUCUACAUGGGCCGAAAGGUCCAUGGUCGCUGUAAGAAAAACAAUAUCUCAGGAAGUAAGCACUACUUAACCGUGGCAAGCGGGGUGAUGAUGUCCGUGUUUGUGUCGCCAGUCAUAGCAGCUGUUACAGUGGGUGUGGGCGUGCCGUUAAUGCUUAUGUAUGUCUAUGGGAUCGUUCCAAUGUCACUCUGUAGGAACGGCUGGUGUCGACCCCAGAGUGACCCUCCUGAAGCUAGCAAGAUACAACUGGAAGACUUAGCUAGCUAUCUUCUAUUCUCUCAUGUAGUCAGUGAUCACUGGACUGGCCAAAACAACCCAGCCCUCAGUGACACCAGCCUCCAGGAAGUCAGAGUCAGUGUACAGGAAGUGGGGGUCCUACCAAGUACAAGCACAGUACCCCCAGACUUAGAUAGAUACGCAGGAUUGGAUGAAGUGAUGAAACGGCAUGGAUACACCCAGCAGAACAGCCAGUCUGAUUGUGAGGUUGUGAGCGUGCCUGACAGCAAACUAGAGGAAACUCAAGCGCCUACUUUAAGCAUGGAAGGAACAAAUAUUGAAGUGUGCGUGGAAAUUGAAACCCAUCCUAGAGGGGCCAGACAUUCCAGCUUAAGUAGCAUGUUGUCAAGCGGAAGCUUAUCGGCCGAGUCUGUGGGAAACUUCCAAGAUCAUCCAUGUGCCUCGGGACAGGACGAAAGACGAGAAACAGUGGGACUUGGAGAGGAGCUCAGUAGACCAGAGAAACUGGGAAGAAAAUCACGUGGAAUGGAAGAAACAUGCUUUCAAGUCAUCGAGGCAGUGGAUGUAUGAGGUCCCUCAGUUGGAGAUUAAAGCAGGUUUAAGGGACAUGUUUAAUAGAGAGAUCUGGGAACUGAAUCCACAGCCAAGGCCAUCUCCUGCUUUUUAAUCCCGACCCUCCCACCAGAUGCCUUCACACCCUGAGGAAGUUUUGGGUUCUAACUGAGCAAAUUUAAAAGAUGAAUGUGUUGAAGUUUAUAUAAGCAUGAGACUGUGACUUAGAGAAUAGUGCUAUGAACUAAAAAGAAAUGAAAGAUUUAUAACUGGCUAGUUCAGACUGUUUUUCUUUGUUUUCCUUACCUUACCUUCUCACGAUUUGAAACCUUUCUUAAACUCCUAAACUUAUUUAUCUGUUCACUCUUAACCCUUACCUCUCUCCCUCCUUACCUUUUACAAUUUAUAAUACCACAAAUGGCAUGACUUAUUACCGAGGGAGGCUUGAUAAUCCAACUGCUAUUGUUUUAGCAAUCUAAUAUGCCGCAAAAGCCAAGAUACGAGAUAGGAAGAACUCUAUCUGAUCCAACACAGUUGCAGCCGAAAUGCAGUCCACUGAUGCAAUGGACAGCCUUUAACAGAUGCAUGCUACAUUCUCUGCAAAACUGUUUGUGCUUAUAAUCCAUUACUGGGAUCUGAAAUUUGCUUUGGAAAUGAUGCAGAACCCCAGACUCGUAAAAAAACAGGAUUCACAAUUCUAACACAUAUCCACAGUCUUCCAAGGAAGCAGCUAAGCGCAUUGACAUUUUGCAUUCUUUUAGUGCCGCGUUGCGCCUUUAAGAAACUUUCCAAAACGGAGAAAUGUGUUUGUAUGUGAAAGUACUCACUUUAAUGCAAAGCCACACAGCAGAAACACCACAGUCUUAACUUUUAGCAGCUGCUCUGAGGCGGUUGUACAAGCGUCAGUGUUUCCACGUUAACGAACUUGCACAGAUUCUCUGAUACGCACCAGUUAGCAUAGCUGCAGUAAAGUGUGAGGCUGAGAACAUUACAAUAUACUCUAAUCACCCUAUGAGGUCAUCACUGAGCAGAUUACAACAGCAGCAUGGAAAAAAACGGGAACCAUCCCUUCAAGGUCAUUUGUGAGGGCUAACCACAUGCACUGCUUAACUUCCAGGCGUGAAAUAGUUCUGAACUCGUUCUUGACAUGAAAACCUAUGCUGGUUUGUGGACACAAGUCGAAUAAAGAUUUCACCAUGAACCAUAAAU